UUUAAUCCUUCAUUAACAUUUGUUGUGUGGUUGCAGGUUGGAUUAACAACAACAGGCCGCCAUCACCAAGCUCUCGUCCUUUUUCAAGAAAUCCACUCUUCUUUAUCUCAUUCCUUAGACCCUUUCAUUUUCCCUCUCGCCCUCAAGUCCUGUGCAUUCCUCCACUGCCCGCUUCUUGGCGCGUCCAUCCACUCCCUUACUCUGAAAUCCUCUUUCAUUACAAAUCCAUUUGUUGCCUGCGGUCUUGUUGACAUGUAUGGAAAAUGCGUCUCCAUUUCCUCUGCUCGCCAACUGUUUGAUGAAAUGUGUGUAAGAAAUGUAGUUGUGUGGAACUCCAUGAUUUUGCUGUAUAUACAUUCUAAGAAUAUGCAGAAUGCCUUGCGGUUGUUCGGGGCAAUGGAUGAAUUGCCUAAUGCGUCGACUUUUAAUACGAUUAUCAUGGGUUUGUUGGAAAUAGAGGGGAAGUUGUUUGAUGCCGUGGCUUUCUAUAGAAAAAUGUGGGAGAUGAGUUUGAAGCCGAACUUAAUUACACUGCUUGCUUUAUUACGUGCUUGUGUGGGGAUUGCAACAUUGGAUUUGAUCAAAGAGAUUCAUGGCUAUUCAAUAAGGAAUGACAUUGAUCCACAACCAAAUUUUAGGAGUGGCCUAGUGGAAACCUAUGCGCGAUGUGGGUGUCUUGAUAAAGCACAUCUUGUGUUUGAGAGCAUGGGAGAAAAAGACGUGGUUGCCUGGAGUAGCCUCAUAUCUGCCUAUGCACUGCACGAGAUGGCCAAAAAGGCACUCGAGAUAUUUGAACAAAUGGAAAUGUCAAACGUAAAGCCCGAUGAGAUCACUUCUCUUGGAGUACUGAAGGCAUGUAGUCAUUUGGGAUUGGCUGACGAAGCACAUAUGCACUUUUCUCGAAUGCAUAGUUAUUAUGGCAUAGAAGCAAAUGGUGAUCACUAUGCUUGUCUAGUGGAUGUUUUGAGCAGAGCUGGGAGACUAUAUGAAGCAUACGAAGUUUUAAAAGGGAUGAAAAUAAAAGCAACUGCAAAAGCCUGGGGAGCGCUUCUUGGAGCUUGUCGAACUUAUGGGGAAGUGGAGCUAGCAGAAGUAGCUGGUAGGGCUUUAUUUGAAAUAGAACCAGAGAAUCCAGCUAAUUAUGUACUGCUGGCAAGAAUUUAUGCUAGCAAGGAGAAAUAUGAGGAAGCUGAAAAGGUUACAAGAGAAGUGAAGGAGAGAGGGGUAAAGGCGGCACCUGGUAGUAGCUGGGUUAUCUAACAAAGCUGAUGCUGAACAUCAAUGCUUUGAUGAAUUAAGUGAUUCAGUGAAGAAACAUGAGAUUGAAUAGAAAAGACUAGCACAUGGCAGUUGAACUUUGAGGGAAUUAUAAAUAUUACAAUCGUGUAAGCAGGUCGUCUGCAUUUUACCUGAAAACGAAAUAUCAGUGAUUCACGUUGCUGCGAAGAAAGAGCAAUGGCCAAUGUGUCGUCUGCCAUAUUGUUGUAACUGAUUAAAAGCAUGCUUUCCUUGAAUAGAAAGUCCCAUUUAGAUUUUGAUAUUUAAAACAAA
This is a messenger RNA of Olea europaea var. sylvestris, 1551 nucleotides long. Its product is annotated as putative pentatricopeptide repeat-containing protein At1g03510. Gene Ontology annotation, molecular function: protein binding; RNA binding. The annotation marks the transcript as partial. Gene Ontology annotation, biological process: RNA modification. The record is from RefSeq and is a predicted model, not a curated record. NCBI's taxonomy places the organism in Eukaryota, Viridiplantae, Streptophyta, Magnoliopsida, Lamiales, Oleaceae. The transcript has a single exon.